UCCCAGUCUUUUUGUUUGAGGGGAAGCGACAACACCGUCCGCCAUGCUUGUUCGCAUCAGUUCAUUAGACUCUCCAUGAUGUGGCAACAACGACCGCCGAACCCCGUUCGAUAUUUUUAAAAGAUAAACACGAUCGUAAUUUAUUUUUUAUUUUCUUUUGAGUUGAUUUCUAAAGUGGUGCGAGACGGAAAAGGGCGGAGAGAACGCGAUACGACUCGACCGGGCCCUCGGAAAAAUAUUAAAUAAUUUCGGAGCCUUUUUGAAUGAUUGCGACCGAUCCGGUUGUUUCCUGAAGCCAUCCCAAAUCCAGUUUCUUAUUUUUCUGUUUUCACCUAUUAAAAAACAAAUUUUCGCCUUUGUUUUUUAUUUAAAGGAAAGAAGUCUUUUCCAGUUUCUCAAUUUUAUUUUCCAAGAUGAUGGAUGCUUUGGCGCUUAAAGAGCUGGAGGAAAUGACAUACUGUGGCUACUGUAAACAGAAGUACAAUGACACAGAUCAAAUACCCAAGCUCCUCAGCUGCAAGCAUUACUACUGCCUCAGCUGUGUCCACUCGAUGAUGAAGGGUCUUGAAGUGUUUUGUGUCAACUGUUGGAAGAGGACAGAGUUAGCCGAACAAGGCCCAGAAACACUGCCAACUUAUAACCCAAUUUUACAACUUUCCUUGCACUUUUCUAAUAUGAAACUUACAUCGUCCAAACCGCCGGAAAAAGAACGAAAAACCGUUUUAAGCGAAAACUGCCAUAGGCAUGGUAUGCCUCUUGCACUGUGGUGUCAAACCUGCAGCAAUGCGAUCUGUAGAGCUUGCGCUACUCCAACAGAUCAUCCUUCACAUCAAAUAAGAUCUCACGCCGAAGCAAAAGAACAACUGAUAUCCGAUGUUCAAACUGAAAUAUCAGCAGUGUCAAAACUUUUACAAGAUGUAUCGAGGCUUUUGAACCAACAGAGAGGCUUUUUACUACAAGUCCUCGAAUCCUGCAUGACUCUGAAAACACAUAUUGAAACAGAUUUGCAGAACGGAUGGAUCCACAUGCCAGAGAUCGGAGAGAGUCGAGACUUGCUUACAAAAGCAAGGCUUAUUUUAUCACAGGUUGAGAACCCAUCAGAAGCGCAAGCUCUUUACUCGAGCUUGACUUUAGAAAAGCAACGUCUCCAGGCAAAAGUGCAAGAUAUGUAUUUCCAGUGUCAGCUGGAUGACUUGAUUUGUAAUUCGAUCGUUGUUUUUGAUUUUCCACUUCUGAAACAAGCCCUUGCAAGUAUUCACACGGUAGUUGAGUCUCCUGUUCAUCCGAGAAAUCAGGCGCCGCCACCGAACCCAUUGCUCUUCUUGACUAAUUAUUGCAUGUCUCAGCUUUACACGAGACACAUGGUGUCAAAACAACACAUACAGCAGAAUGGAAAUGUCGAUUACAUAAAACCUCAAUACGAUAUGAGUCUAUCGGUACCUUUACAACAGUCUUCGGUCGUGACUGUCGUCCGUCCUUCUAACUCAUACCCUUUGUUUUAUUUUAAUAUCGAAGUCAAUGGAACUCCUCACGGAAGGAUCGUCAUUGAAACGAGGCCAGAUGUUGCACCGAAAAUGGCCAAAAACUUUGCAGUCUUAUCCACUGGAGAAAGAGGAAUAACGUACAAAGGAUGUACCGUCUUCCAGUGUUGGGAGGGAGAGUCUGUCAUAACUGGUGAUUUUGAGUCAAACAACGGUCGAGGAGGAAGAUCGAUUUAUGACGAAGGCUACUUCAUGCCAGACGACACUAAAUUUCCAGCAGUGAGAGGUGCUGUGGGAAUGAGACGGACUCAAAAACGCCACGAUAAUCUUGGAAUGGUCGGAUCUCAGUUUAGAGUUAUACUGCAAGAAAUGCGAGGGUUUACGGCAAUAUUUGGCCAUGUUGUCGAAGGGAUUGAACUCGUUGAAAAAAUUGCAUCGUUUAGUGACCAAACAGGAAAACCAACAAAAACCGUUGUAAUAGUAAAUUGUGGUAAACUUUAGAAGCGUUUGUACAAUACAAUUUUUAAUCCACUCAGUUACUGUUGAUUAAAGUAAUUAUAUAUACAUAUAUAAAUUUUAGCAAAUUAUGAAACAUGAAUAUCUGCAUUGAUGUAAAGAAGAAUUUUAUUAUUAUUAAAAGACUGUUAGUACAAGAAAAAUAAUUGAAGAGCCACCUUUUAAUUUUUUUAAUAUAUAUAUUUGUGUAUCUAUUUACACACACAAAUUCUAUUUGAAUUAUUAAAUCAAGUUCACGUAAAAGCUAAUUAAAACAAAAUGCAAUUUCUCUAGCUAAUUCACUGGUAUGUAACUGAGUGCAUUGAAAAUUUCAUUACUUUUGUAGAGUUACAUUGAAAGCACACAAACAACACUAGAUAGAGAAUGACAAAUUAAAAAAAAAAGAAAUAAGAUCUUGGCUAAUCUUUAAUCUUACACGCUAGUGAUGUGAUAAGAUUUGGCCUCUUGUCGUGCUUGGUAAUUGUAACUCUGCAAUAUGAAAUCGGCCAACAUUUAGUUAAAAUUUAAGCAUAGAAUUGUUCGUGGUUAUAAUUUGUAAUCGUAGUUCUUUUUUGGAUCUCAGGCCUCUCACCGAACUGUACAAAUUUUCAAAUUUGAACUUUUUUUAAUUACUAUAAUUUCGACAAUUUAAUUUUUCCCUGAGGCUAUUUUUGUACAGCGUGGGGUACAACGAAACGUGAUUUUCAGGGAGAAACCUUCGUAAAAAAAAAAUAAUAAUUAAAAAAUACAAAAUACGGGAUUGUAUAUUCGGAAAAAAGUGACGAAGUAUUUUUGAAACAAAAAAAAAAAAUAUUAAAAAUAUUUUUAAAAUAAUAUUUGUAGAAGGGUAUAUAUAUAUAUAUAUAGUGGCGUUAAUUUCGAGCGAAACCAGUUAAUCGAGUUAUUUGAUAUAGUUUAUUUUUUGAUCAAAUCGGUAACACGAAGGUUUGUGUUGUUAAAUAUGUUACAGUUAUUUUUAGCUGUAGAAUUUGUACACAAUAAACACAAAAAUAUAUAAUACUGUGUGUUCCAUCAUAGAACGUAAACUGAUUUUUUACUUACAAAUUUUUAUCUACCACGUAUGUUCGCAAAUAAAUAUAAAAAAAAGGCAAAAUUAUUUUUGAACUCUGAAAUUUUGUUUUAAAAAAUAAAACCAACUACUUAUGUUAAGAUGGAUCAUUUAUGUAUAGCAUAUAGAAUAGAAUUCCCAUCCGAAAAUCCUGCCAUUACCGCAAUUUCCUUUUAAAGUUGAUGUAAUGGUCAAUUUAGUCAGGGUUCUAGUGAAAAGCCUAAAAGGUACAGUAGUCUCGAAUAUAUAUAUUAUAAAUAUAAAUAUAUUUUUUCUCGUGUUAAAUAAAAAAAGAAAAUCUGCGAUUCUCCUUUUAUUUGUCUUUUUUUUUUUUUUUUUAAUUUACUUUUCAGUGUUUGGUUUAACGGUUGGUUUAGCAUUGGUUGAAAAUGUACAGCCAACAUUGCUUUUACUCUUUGUUAGUGUAGACUUAAAAAGUAGAUUCUUAUGCUAAACUAUAUUAACUACUUGUGAAAUUUAGUUAUACCUUUCACAGAGCAAAACUGUUUUGUUAUUAUUAUUUUUAAUAUGUAUUGUGCCUUCAAGUACCUGUGAAUGAUUUUGGACUUUAAAUUUAAACAGUUUGAAAGUUUAAAGAUGGAAAAAUCCCCCCUCCAAACAAAAUGUAUAUUUAAACAUAUAUAAAAUAACUGCAAAAUCAUGUAUGUAUAAUUAAUAUACAUAAUAAUUUAAGUAUGUUUAAAAUAUUAAAAAACUGAUGUAUGGGGGUUCAAAAGCAAGCAAAGCAGAUAUGUUUGUAAAAUUAAUAUCAAAUGACAAUAUCAUAAACAAAAUCUUGUUGGCUGUACUCAACAAAGUCCAGAAGAAAGAUUCUCCUUGUAAAUUGUUACAAAGAUUUGCAACGGAUUCAAGCCUUCUUUGUGUUUUCUGCCCCAAGAAAAAAAUAUAAAUGUUUACAACUAUCCGA
Molecule: messenger RNA, 3973 nt
Organism: Cimex lectularius (bed bug)
Lineage: Eukaryota; Metazoa; Arthropoda; Insecta; Hemiptera; Cimicidae
Product: E3 ubiquitin-protein ligase TRIM13
Exons: 5
Coding region: 414-1982 (522 amino acids)
Biological process (GO): protein peptidyl-prolyl isomerization
Molecular function (GO): peptidyl-prolyl cis-trans isomerase activity; zinc ion binding
Source: RefSeq, a predicted model, not a curated record